Molecule: messenger RNA, 369 nt
Organism: Symbiodinium natans
Lineage: Eukaryota; Dinophyceae; Suessiales; Symbiodiniaceae
Source: the annotation of a GenBank genome assembly
AUGACCUUCGAGAAGCCGUCGAUGCCGGAUUUUCCGGAGGAAGCGCCACUGCUGGGGGACCUGAGCGGGCGGCUGCGGCCCCUGAUCGAGGAUGAGGAUGACUUUGAGGCGAUCAUCACGUUUCCAGAUGGAGACUUUGUACGGGCGACGAGCACAAGCAAAGAGACCUGUUCGACGGUGGACACCGUCACCUCGUCCUGGGACAGUGCCUCCUGGCAUCGUGAUCUGCCCCCAGGAACCAUCAUCCAACCAGAUCGCCGCCUUCACGAGCGCCACGUCCGUAAGAUGAAUCGCUUCCUGCAGGACGUCGAGCUGGCACCGCGGACCUUCAGCGGCAUCGUCCGCAGCAGGCGCCGAGAUGAAGAGUGA